Vespa mandarinia (Asian giant hornet) is the source of this 5866-nucleotide messenger RNA. RefSeq names its product phosphodiesterase dunce (gene dnc). Gene Ontology annotation, biological process: signal transduction. The record is from RefSeq and is a predicted model, not a curated record. Lineage: Eukaryota; Metazoa; Arthropoda; Insecta; Hymenoptera; Vespidae. Gene Ontology annotation, molecular function: 3',5'-cyclic-nucleotide phosphodiesterase activity.
AUGGAAGAGGAUGAUACAGAGGAUAUGCCGGUAACUUUGACCAACAAAUUGAUAAAGAAAAAAACUAUGUCGACAACGAGAAAGAUAAUAAACGCGCAGGCAUAUACGUCAGCUAGAACAUUUUCCGGAGGUCAGAUCACUAUUCGUAGACAAGACUCGGCCGAUGAAUCCGACACGAUGGAAUAUGCUUCCGAGAACGAGGUCGAGAAUAUACCUAAGGACGAGGAAUGUCCCGAGCCACUUGUGAUCGAUGAGAAAGGCAAUAGGAUAUCCGGAACGGACAGACACUCCGUUGAUCUUCCUGAAGAAGCCGAGUCGCUUUUGAUGGGUCAUCAAAAGAGUAGUCAUCGUUUUUCAUCGACGACGAUCUGUGUUAACGAGGAGGACAUGACACAUAACACCAGUAGUAGAUACUCCGGCACUAGACUGGGUCUUUUCAUGAGUAGACGAAGUCCGCAAUCCAGUUCAAGUCAGGAAGAUUAUGAGCCUGAAGUGAAAAGUUUGUCUAGAUUGCAAAGACAUCAUCAUCUGCAACAACAACAACAACAACAACAACAACAACAACAACAACAUCUUUUAACAGCUGAUGGUAGUAGUGGACAAGUGACAGCAAGAUCAAUGGAAAGCUUACGUUCCUCGAGAAACUUUCUCAGUGCCGACGAUCGUUACAGCGACGAGCGAAAGUCUUUAGAAUCUUUGUCCUCCUCAUCGGAAACCCAUUUGACAACUUCAAAAAGUCACUAUCGUAGUUUCUUAACGUCAUCGAGCAAGGACGUGCGUAGGAUUAUAACUCAAGUCGAGUCUAAAAGCAGCGAAAAUCUUCAUCGCGAGGAAAGCUUGAACGCCGAGGUCCGUCGUGGACUUUUUGCAAAUACAGGGCUCGAAAGAAAAUUACCUCAACAUUUAAGCCUUCCACCGCCGUCAAACGUUUUCUCAUUGACAAGUCCCGGUGGCAGCGAUCGAAAGAUCACUAUACUUAGUCCUCAUUCACCUAUUAACUCAACGGAAUUUCAAUUCUCCGCGCAGACUUUGAAGAGCAGGAGGAAGAAGGCCAUCGUCUUGCCUAGGUUGGUGUUGCCCCGAAGCGAAUCCGAAGUUUUUUUAGAUUUUGACGUCGAAAAUGGAGCUUCGACGUUGGACGGUGGUGCCGGUGGCGGUGGUGGAGCCUCGCCAAGUGCAGGCUUGGUUCUCCAAACGCUACCACAAAGAAGGGAGAGUUUUCUUUAUCGAAGUGACAGCGAUUUUGAGAUGUCACCGAAGUCGAUGUCACGAAACAGUUCCAUUGCCAGUGAAAGGUUCAAAGAGACAGAGCUUCCUGUCGAGCGAGCGAUAUUUACCGAUCAGUACAGUCAUGGAGAGGAUCUCAUCGUUACGCCGUUCGCGCAGAUACUCGCUUCUCUUCGUGCGGUUCGGAACAAUUUCUUGUCGCUCACGAAUGUCCCGACCAACAAAUCACGAAGGAGUAGCGGGGCGCAGGGUAGCAGUACGCCACAGCCACGGAUCCUGGCACCCGGAGAGGAGCCCUACAUAAAACUUGCCGUGGAAACGAUGGAAGAAUUGGAUUGGUGUUUGGACCAGCUGGAAACUAUUCAGACUCAUCGGUCCGUGUCCGAUAUGGCCUCCCUUAAGUUCAAGAGAAUGCUGAACAAGGAACUCCUUCACUUCUCGGAAUCGUCCAAAUCCGGGAAUCAAAUAUCUGAAUAUAUCUGCAAUACUUUCCUAGACAAGCAGCAGGAACUCGAUUUGCCAUCUUUGCGGAUCGAAGAUGCGGUCGCAGCGGCCGGAAGCGUGGACGCUCGUGCCGCCAAGAAGAAGGACAGGGUACAGAGGGGCCCAGCUGCUAUGUCGCACAUUAGUGGCGUUAAAAGGCCACUCACGCACACUAACAGCUUCACGGGAGAACGAGUACCCCUUCACGGAGUGGAAACACCACACGAGGAGGAACUCGGCAAGUUAUUGUCGGACAUCGACAAGUGGGGCAUCGACAUCUUCAGGAUAGGCGAGCUCAGUAAUAAUCGACCUCUCACCUGUGUCGCUUAUACGGCCUUCCAAAGCCGAGAUUUGUUGAAGUCGUUGGCAAUACCGCCGAAAACCUUCGUUACCUUCAUGAUGACCCUUGAGGAUCAUUACGUGAAGGAUAAUCCCUUCCAUAACAGUCUUCACGCCGCCGAUGUGACCCAAUCCACUCACACAUUACUCAACACACCCGCCCUCGAGUCUGUGUUUACGCCGUUGGAGAUCACAGCAGCUCUGUUUGCGGCCACGAUCCACGACGUGGAUCAUCCCGGGCUAACGAAUCAGUUCCUUAUCAAUUCGAGCUCCGAGCUCGCCCUGAUGUACAACGACGAGUCCGUAUUGGAGAAUCAUCACCUUGCGGUGGCGUUUAAGCUUCUGCAGAACGAAGGUUGCGAUAUAUUCGUGAACAUGACGAAAAAGCAACGGCAAACCUUAAGGAAAAUGGUGAUCGACAUGGUCCUAUCAACGGACAUGUCGAAGCACAUGUCCCUAUUGGCAGAUCUGAAAACAAUGGUAGAAACGAAGAAAGUCGCUGGUUCUGGCGUAUUACUUCUAGACAAUUAUACGGAUCGCAUACAGGUGUUAGAGAAUCUCGUUCAUUGUGCGGACCUGUCGAAUCCAACGAAACCAUUACCGCUUUAUCGACGAUGGGUGAGCCUAUUGAUGGAGGAGUUUUUCCUCCAGGGUGAUCGAGAGCGCGAACAGAACAUGGACAUAAGUCCUAUGUGCGAUAGGCACAGCGCUACGAUCGAGAAGUCGCAGGUCGGCUUUAUCGAUUAUAUUGUGCAUCCGCUUUGGGAAACCUGGGCAGAUUUAGUACAUCCUGACGCCCAAGAGAUUUUGGAUACGUUGGAAGAGAAUAGAGAUUGGUAUCAGUCGAUGAUACCACCAUCACCGCCGUCCGACGAUCAACAACAGCUACAGGCUGGAAACGAUCAACAACAACAGUCCGAUAAAAAACAUUUUCAAAUGACAUUGGAAGAAGGUGAUGAGAGCGGAGAGACAUUAGAGGGUAACGACGGUGGUGGUGAUGGCGAUGGUGGUGGUGGCGGUGGCGGCGGCGGUGGCGGCGGUCAUACAACAACAUUUUCAAGCGAGGACGCGGGCGUUGAGAACGAUGAAAACGGCGCGGAUGCUGGAAUGUGACGGAGGCUCGCCGGUAUCUGCAAGAAGCUCCACGAGAAGGUGCAGCAGACUUGGUGGCGCGUGCGUCAGUGACACGAGCACGAGCAGGAGAGCCGCGCUGGCUGCAGGUCGCGGUGUUGCUCUGCUGACGCAACGAUAAAAAGGAUCCAUCCUUUUGUCCUUGGUAUAUUCCUGAGCACGUCGAAGUUGCCUGGGUUAAUAAAUAAUAUCCUGGGCUUUAUUAUUGAUCGUUGUUUAACGAGCGAUGAAGAUGCGCUUGCUUGGUUAAAGACUGCUAAUAUAAGUGCUGAAAUUUUUGGGCACUGACGGAAGAAAAGAAAAACAAAGAUGAGAGAAAAAAAACUGAGAAACUGAAUAGGAUCGUAGGAUAAAAGAAAGAAUUAAAACAAAACAAAAAAAAAAACAAAAAAAAAAAGACAGAAAAAAAAAGGAAAAAAAAAAUACAAGAGAGAGGAAAAAAAUUACCAGCACUCCCUCCCUCCCCCUCGUUGCUCGCCCUGAUUCUCUUCUUGUCGUUGUCACCAAUAUCAGUAACAACAACAGCAGCAACAACAGCAGCAGCAGCAGCAGCAGCACCACCACCACCACAACCACCACUCAACGAACAUCACUAUCGCCGUUCACUAUCGUCGCUUAAAAAAAACUUUAGAAAACGCGACGAUUUGACGGCUCGUUGUCGACGCAUCAUCCUCGAAAAGCGGAACGCUCUCUCUUUCUCUCUAUAUCUCUCUAUCUCUCACUCUCUGUCUCUCUCUCUCUCUCUCUCUCUCUCUCGUACGCGGAAGUGAAGAUCGUUCGUGACUUCUAUUUUCGGGCGGUACACUACAAAUGAAAAAAGAAGAAGAAGAAGAAGAAGAAGAAGAAAUACGAUCUUCAAUCAACGGGAUGGCGUGUUGGCGGCUGGUCCGAAACGCGUCGCGUCCGAAGAGAAACGAGAAAAGGAUUUGUCCUAGACGAGAGAUAAAUAACAAGUAUUGUCGCGCUUCAUGCGAAGAAUAUUCUGUCCUCGUCGUUGUCGUCAUCGUUCUCCUCAUCGUAAUUCCAUUACCUGAUUUUUUACCUCUCUCUCUCUCUCUCUCUCUCUCUCUCUCUCUCUCUCUCUCUGUCUUUCUCUCUUUCUCUCUGACUCUAUCUCUAUCCCUUUCUAUCUCCUUUAUCUUUUCUCCUUUCGUUGUUUCCAUUAUUUUCUACGAUUGAUUUCGAUCACACUGAAGAAAGACUAUUUUGGAAAUCAACGAUGCAUCUUUUGUCCUCUUUCAAUUAUCUCUUUUUAUUUCUUAUUCUCUCUCUCUCUCUCUUUCUAUCUCCUUCCCUCUAUCUAUCUAUCUAUCUAUCUAUCUAUCUAUCUAUCUAUCUCUACCUCUAUUUCCUAUCUCAUUGAAGUUAAAGUAAUAAUAAACGGAGGGAUUGAAUCUCUUUCUUCACAAUGUACCUGCGCAAAUAAAGCGAGAUUCUGUUUUUCACGAUUGGUCGACAAUCGGUCGAUGCUCGAAAAAAAGAAGAAGAAGAAGAAGAAGAAGAAGAAGAAGAAGAUAAAGAAGAAGAUGAAGAAGAAAAUGAAGACGAAAAAAAAAGAAGAAGAAGAAGAAGAAGAUAUAAUGAUUUAUGAGGAUAAAGAAAUGAGAAAAAGUUAAGAUGGGAGUUUAUACUUGCUACGUGCUACGCAUAAACGAAAGGCACUAAAACUUCGCUUGGGAAAAGACGAAGACAAAGAAUCGCACAGGAUCCUCGACGACAUAUCAAAACAUUGAACGGUACAAUAAUGGUGUAAGAUUUUAUUCCGAAGGAUUCGUAGUUGGAUUUCGUGGGCUCGAUUAAUAUCGUAUUCGUAUAUCUAUCUAUGUAAUAUAUAUAUAUAUAUGUAUAUGUAUAUAUAUAUAUGUAUAUGUAUAUCUCUUUCUCUCUGUCUCAUACGAUUGAAACAAACGCUAAGCUUUUCCACAUAGAAUAUUGUUUAGAUGUGACCCAUCGUCGAAAGAUUAAAUAGAUGCAAUCGUGUUGGAAUUCAAAGUACAAAAUAAAAGAUGGAAAAAGAAAGUAUGAAUGGACGACGAAUGAGGAAAAAAAGAAGAAAAUAAAAGAAAAAAGAAUGGAAGAGACCGCGCACGUGGAAUAACAAUAAUCAAAAAAAAAUGAUAUGAUAAAAAAUGGACCACCCUUGGGAAAAUUUUAGAAAAAGAAUGGAAUUUAUAACUCGUAAGGUAACAAUGCACGUGCACGAGGUAUUUGCAUAAUUAAAAAAAAAAAAAAAGAAAGAAGAAGAAGAAGAAGAAAAAAGAAACUUCCUAUCUUUGAUUCUUCCAUGAAUAAUGUGGAUCAUCAUUCGACGUUGAUGUAAUAUCUAUAAAAAUGAUUGACAACAGUGUUUAUUUUUCAUGAACGUGCAAAGAUUUUCAUCGUAAUUUUUGUCAGAUAAAGACGAGUCGUAAUCUUCGUUAAGGAAGCAGACAGCCACGUUUUAAGACGAAGAUAACGAAUAAAAAAAGAAAAGAAAAAGAAAAGAAAAAGAAAAAAAAAAGAGAGAGGGGGGGAGAGAGAGAGAGAGAGAGAAGAGAGAAAGAGAGAGAAAUAGAAAUAGAAAUAGAAGUGGAAAAGACGAAAGUAAGAAGAAAAAAAGAGACUAUUAUAUACCGGCGUAAAAGAUGUUAUAUGUGAAAAGACAGACAUGAUUAAUUUUAAUAUAAUAACUCUGCGUUAAAAAAAA